AUGGCAUCAAAUGUGGGAGAUGAUGCAUCCCAGAGUGCAGUGGGCGGUCCCUCUGCAGGCAGCAGCGUUGCUCAGCUGAAGUCAUAUUUUGAAGAGCUGGAGGAGAAGCUGAGAGUGAAGGUCACCUCAAUGCCCACUAAAUGCCAGCUUCAGCGGACGCUCAUGGCAAAAACCCACAACUUGCUGGAGACCAUGACUGGCCCAUUUCCUUUACAAUGUUUAGACGACAUUCCAGUUGAAAUAAAAUCUCCCACAUGGGCUCUGCAGUCCAACAACUCCAAACAGGAUGUGGGGGCCGCAAAGGCUGUUUAUAAGAGCCUGAUGAAGGUGAGCUCCCUGAUGGAGAGCGAUAGUUUUCCACAGUCCUGGGACGCUGAUAAGCUUGUAAAGUUUCAGAUCAUCAUGGACCGACAGAUCGAGGAGAGCGAAUGUAUCACGAGAAUCAAAACACAAAAGGAAGAAGAUGAUUUUGCUGUGAGAGACGCUGCACUUACAGACUAUUUUGACAAACUCGAGAAACUUUUGAAAGAAAAGGAGUUCAGUGUGUGCGCGUGGGAAGUGGUUCGCAGGGAGGUGCUGUCUGUUCUAGCGCAGCUAAUAAAACCACAACUAAAAUUAAUUAGGAAUUAUUAA
Pygocentrus nattereri (red-bellied piranha) is the source of this 633-nucleotide messenger RNA. RefSeq names its product interferon tau-2-like. Bases 1 to 633 code for a protein of 210 amino acids. The transcript has 8 exons. Gene Ontology annotation, cellular component: extracellular region. Gene Ontology annotation, biological process: defense response. The record is from RefSeq and is a predicted model, not a curated record. Lineage: Eukaryota; Metazoa; Chordata; Actinopteri; Characiformes; Serrasalmidae. Gene Ontology annotation, molecular function: cytokine receptor binding.